CUGGCCUGUCCUGGUCUUUCAUCUCUGCUGCGGCCUGCCGUGCUCUCCCAGUCUCGUCUCAGUCCGAGUCUCCAUCCCCGGCAUGCGACAUUAAACCCCCCGGUUACCGCUCAAGAACACUGGCUGGCUUUUGACUGGCCAACUCACACCAGUCUCUCUGCAUCGCGAUCCAAGAAGCACCCAAAGAGUGGGAAUUCUCAGUGUCGACAGCGGUCUGGAAUCUCGAGGAUCGCGAUGACGGCCCACGACCGGCGCAGCGCUAAGACCAAACUCCGCUAG
This is a messenger RNA of Colletotrichum costaricense, 279 nucleotides long. RefSeq lists its product as uncharacterized. Lineage: Eukaryota; Fungi; Ascomycota; Sordariomycetes; Glomerellales; Glomerellaceae. The transcript is spliced from 2 exons. The record is from RefSeq and is a predicted model, not a curated record. The annotation marks the transcript as partial.